Messenger RNA from Mizuhopecten yessoensis (Yesso scallop), 549 nucleotides. Its product is annotated as tetraspanin-5-like. The record is from RefSeq and is a predicted model, not a curated record. The transcript has 4 exons. The annotation marks the transcript as partial. Gene Ontology annotation, cellular component: membrane. NCBI's taxonomy places the organism in Eukaryota, Metazoa, Mollusca, Bivalvia, Pectinida, Pectinidae.
CUUUGGUGUAAUAGUCACGUGACAGUGUACAAAAUACGACUGAGCGCGAUGGCGGACGACAAAAAUAAGCACAAACUGAUGGAUGAUGAGUAUGGCCAUCGACAGUAUGUUCCUCAACCUCUGUGUGGCAGAACAACAUUCAGUUGUAACAAAUUACUACUCUUCUUGUAUCAGUUACUGUAUCUGUUUGUGGGGCUUGGACUGUUUGUGCUGGGUGUGUUCACCGAGUUAGAACGACAGAACCAUGUACUUGUAACAUUACUGUUUGGUGUUACAUUUGUGUUACAGUUUGUGGGGCUCGGACUGUUUGUGCUGGGUGUGUUCACCGAGUUAGAACGACAGAACCAUCAACACCUCAACAAUUCUCUCUCCCUGCCCGUAGCCCUCGUCAUGUUCGUUGGACUCUUCAUUGCCAUCAACGCAGUUGGUGGCAUUUACGGCACAUGGAAGGAAAAUUCGCUCCUCCUCAAACUUUUCCUGUCCUUUACAGUGAUAGCAUUCCUUGUACAGGUAGCCAUUGGAGUUCUGGCUUACAUCUAUAAACGCAAG